Mizuhopecten yessoensis (Yesso scallop) is the source of this 2292-nucleotide messenger RNA. Its product is annotated as maleylacetoacetate isomerase-like. Gene Ontology annotation, molecular function: maleylacetoacetate isomerase activity; glutathione transferase activity. The transcript is spliced from 8 exons. NCBI's taxonomy places the organism in Eukaryota, Metazoa, Mollusca, Bivalvia, Pectinida, Pectinidae. The record is from RefSeq and is a predicted model, not a curated record. Gene Ontology annotation, biological process: L-phenylalanine catabolic process; glutathione metabolic process. Gene Ontology annotation, cellular component: cytoplasm; mitochondrion. The coding region runs from base 14 to 658 and encodes 214 amino acids.
UCUAAAAUCCAAAAUGGCGAAGCCGGUGCUAUAUACCUACUUUCGUAGUUCCUGCUCAUGGAGAGUUAGAAUUGCCCUGGCCUGGAAAGGUAUUGAGUAUGAGUCCAGAUUUGUAAACUUGGUGAAGGAUGGAGGACAGCAGAAAAAGGAUGAGUACGCUGCCAUCAACCCGAUGCAACAGGUUCCAGCGCUAGUGAUGAACGAAAGUACAAUGACACAAUCGGUAGCGAUGCUGGAAUACUUGGAAGAGGUCCAUCCAGAAAAGCCCCUCCUACCUGUGGACCCUCUGGAAAGAGUCAAAGUGCGAGAAAUUGUGUCUGUCAUCAGUGGAGGGAUCCAGCCCCUGCAGAAUCUCAGUGUGCUGAAGAAAAUUGGGGACGAGGGUAAAAUGGAAUGGGGCAAAUUCUGGAUAGACAAGGGAUUCCAGGCUCUGGAAGAGAUUCUAAAACGUACUGCUGGAAAGUAUUGUGUCGGAGAUACUGUGACAAUAGCUGAUGCAUGUCUGGUCCCUCAGGUCUACAAUGCAAACAGAUUCAAGGUGGAUAUGGAACAGUUCCCUAUAAUCGCUCGUCUUAAUGAUGAACUCCUCAAACUGGACGCCUUCAAAGAAUCUCAUCCGUCCAAAAUGGACGACUGCCCUGAAAAUCUUCGCAGUUGAUGUGUGUUCAUCAGUACAAGAACCGAAAAACUUGCAGAACGAAAAAGAAUGCAAAACAUGGAAUGACCUUAAAUCAAUGCAGUCAAAAAUGGAUGACUGGCUUGAGAACUUUUUAUAAGAGUUUAUUGAAAAAAUCCAUCAGAGACUUGUACUAGGAACUAAAUUAGGAACAUUUAAUGAUCAUAAAGCUGAAUGUUACAAUGGAGACAAUCCAGAGCGAGUGAAUGGCCGGAGACAAGCAGAGUUUGUAAGGGGUCAUUAACACAUUAAUCAGUGACCUGCACUAUAAAAAAAAUUAGGAACAUUUAAUGACUGUAAAUUUGAAUGCUACAAUCAAUGUAAUUGAUUGAGUUUUGCCUUCAAGUACCCUGGUAUCCGUGGUUAUAGUGUUAUAUGUCAUGAAAACCUUAUUUAUCGAGUAUUAUUACGGUUACAUAUUGUACUCAGUAAAAGCCAUCAGAGCUUAGUAUGGUCCUUACAUUUUAGGGGCACAUAUGAUUUAUAGAUUUUCAAAAUUCUGUACACCCUGGUUCUUAGUUUACUAGGACAUUAGGACAGGCUAUGAAAAUCUGGGGUAUAACCAACUGUUUUUGGGGGUAAAAAAACCCUUAUUUAGUGUUUUGGUGAACAAUACCUUAUUUAGACAUGUUCACAUUUAAGUGAAAAAAUUAAAUUAUCAAACUGCCAAACAAAAUUUUUGAUAAGUGGUUUGGUUGGCAGAGUGCUACUCAUUAGUGCUAGAUUUAUUGCUGUUGUGGUUAAAUUUUUGUUACAAAGCAAGAGUGUUUUUUUUGUCAAAAUGAUAUAUUUUCUGAUAUGAUGUCAGUUUUAUUUUAAUCCAAUUGCUUUUGUCAGAUCUAAAUAUAAUUUGUAGUACAUGUAUUACCAUACUAGUUUUAUACAUAUCUCAGACUAUUGUCAGAUUUUACUAUAAUUUGUAGUACGUGUAUUUACCAUACUAGUUUUAUACAUGGGAAGGUGCUUCUCAUAUAAAACAUCAUAAUUUCAAUUCAUUUUUCUUUUUAGUACAAUAACAUAAAUAGUCAAUCCUGUCUCUAAAGACCUCAGGGAAUACCAACAAAAUCUUAAACGACAGUUAGUCUAAUAGACAGGUGAUCUGAUAGACAGGUGGUCUAUAUAUACAGGUGAUUAAUAUUGAUAGUUGUUUUUAUAGACAGGUGGUCUUUGUUGACAGGUGUUUUUUAUAGGUAGACUUUAUAGAUAGAUGAUCGUUAUACAUAGGUGGGGAAUAUUGAUAAAGGUUUUUGUAGAUAUAAGAUCUUUAUAGACAGGUGGUCUGAUAGAUGAUCAUGAUAGACAGAUUGUCUUUAUUGACAGGUGGUCUUUUUAUAGGUAUUCUUUUUGGACAGGUGGUCGAUUUUGAUUGGUAGUCUUUAUAGUCAGGUGGUCCAUAUAGACAGAUUGAUUUAUGGACAGGUGAUCCUUAUAGACAGGUGAUCCUUAUAAACAGGUUAUCCUUAUAGACAGGUGAUCCUUAUAGACAGAUGCCCAUUAUUGUAGUAUUUAUCAGUACAAUGUAAGUGGCCUUUAAGGCAUGUUUUACUAUAUUUUUAGGUCACCUGAGCUUUAGCUCAAGUGACCUAUUGCUCUCCGUUUUCGUCCGUCGUCGUCCG